Molecule: messenger RNA, 2246 nt
Organism: Lates calcarifer (barramundi perch)
Lineage: Eukaryota; Metazoa; Chordata; Actinopteri; Centropomidae
Product: tyrosine kinase receptor Cad96Ca
Exons: 12
Coding region: 315-1604 (429 amino acids)
Biological process (GO): positive regulation of kinase activity; protein phosphorylation; multicellular organism development
Cellular component (GO): signaling receptor complex
Molecular function (GO): ATP binding; transmembrane receptor protein tyrosine kinase activity
Source: RefSeq, a predicted model, not a curated record
CCUGCUGCUACUGUUCAUUUCCUCUGCUCAUGUUGUGGUUGACAUGCAAUGAAAGCUCCUGCUGGUGACAAUGCAGACAGGUUAGAGGUUUACACAACACAUGGCUGAACUUGUGAAGGGUUUGAGUAUUUUUCAGUGGCUUCAAACAGAAUAAAUAGUGGACAUAUCCGGACAGACUGCUUCACUGUUUUCUGACCAGCGUCCCAGUCAGUUAAAGGAUGGUUUUAAUCCAGCCGGUGUUCAUCAGUAAACACAGACUGCCGUUUACCCCUGCCCCGUACCUGAGACAAUGUUCCCCUCAGUAAGCAGAUGAUAUGUCUAAUUCCACCUGCCCAGGUCAGUCCCCAGACUGGUUCAACUACAUACUCAUCGGAGUUCUCUCCUUCACCAUCUUCACAGUGACACUGCUGGGGCUCGUGUGUCUCAGAAAAUAUCAUUUUUUGGCCCAUACCAUACGGGAGCUGCAGGGGAUCAAGACGUUGCCGAGUGCUGUCCCUCGGCCAGAAGCUCCCUUCGUACCUGUGAGGCCCAUCCCAGCGGUGGAGGAGGAGGGGGAGGAGGAGCUCCCUCUCCAGACUCCCCUGCAGCAGAGCAGCACAGUCAGGUCCUCAUCCAGGAGGCUGUGGAAAGGCCUGCAGCAGGUUCCUCAUUUCACUAAGUCAGACCUGAACCUGCUGCAGCUGAUCAAAGCAGGGAAGGAGGGCGUCUUCUACCAGGCCAGGAUGACCAGAGGGACGUGUAAAGGCCACAACAUGUUCACAUGCAAGAUCAGCAAGGAAGGCGUCCGUCCCAAGCAUGUGGACAUAGAGGUCUCCAUCAUGAGGAAACUGGUGCACCACAAGAACAUCCUCCAGUUACUGGACUGGAACACCACUGAGGAGCCUUACAUUCUGAUCAUGGAGUAUGUAAGCUACGGCACUCUGAGGACCUUCCUGCAGACCAACAGAGGCCACCUGAGUGCAGAUCCUGAACUGCAGAGCCUCUUCACCAUCGCCUCUUACCACAUCGCUCUGGCCAUGCAGCACCUACGCUCCAAAAUGAUUGUGCACUGUGACUUGGCUCUGAGGAAUAUCGUGGUCAAUAAGUUUCCCUGGGAGGUCAAGGUGGCAGAGUUCGGCCUGGCCCGAGACUUAACCCGCAUUACGAGUCGCCAUAGCAGCCGCUGGAGAAACCCACGGCAGCGAGUGCCGCUGCGCUGGUACCCACCUGAGUACUUCAAGAACAACUACUACAGCUUCAAAGGAGAUGUGUGGGCCUUUGGCAUCGUGCUGUGGGAGAUGCAGACAUUUGGUACCUUACCGUACCCAAACCUGGAGACAUCAGAGGCAGUGAUGUACCACAUCUGUAUCGGUCAUAAAAACACAAACCCUGAAGGCUGCAGACCAGAGAUAAUUGAUAUCAUGCAAGACUGUUGGCUGGAGCCGUACACUCUGAGACCUUCAUUCACAGACAUUGUCCACAUGUUGGAGAACAUCAUGGAAAACGAUGCAGAUUAUGUGGAUGUUGAGAGCCCACAGUUUUUGGUGCAAGAUGAGGCUGAAUAUCAUGAGGCAAAAUGUCUGCGAGCAGCCAGCAUCACCCUGGAUGAUAAAGAUCCAGUCUGAAAACAUUUACUGAGGCUUCAGACCAAGCGAUACACUGUACAUUUGAAAUCAAUACACAUAACUUUUUAGGCUACAUUUUACAGCUUCUCAAAUAUAGCAACUGUAAGAUGAUCACACACAAACAACCCAUCAGAGAACAGAAAUAACUACAACUGGAAAGUAGCAUAGUGUUGCAUGGAUGGUCUUCUAAGUCUUUUUGUGUGAUUCUGUAUUUACACUGUGCUUCCAUCAGUCAAACCAUAGUAUGAAAUGCACUUCAUUGCUCUGAAUGCACGUCAACCAUAUUUCUAUUGGCAGCAGUGAUUUUUUAAAAAUGUAAUAAUGAUGUGCAUUUGUCAGUAUUCUGUUUGUAAAUGUAUUAUUCAGUAAUCUAGAUUAAUGAUUAGGAUGUUUCAUCAUGUUUUGUUGGAAUGAUUUAUCAUCCUAAAUGUUUUAGACAAACUAUAUUUCUACCUGACUCAAUGACUGGGAUUUACAGCGUCAUGUGGAAAUGACUGUAGAAAGACAAAAUGUGUUUAUUGCUUAAAGACAACAGACUCUCCUCCUCUCUCUCUGACAAUAUAAAAUAUUUACGAUGAAUCAGACCUACAGAUCCACUUUUUAAGUGUGAAACAAAAAAUAAAAUCUAUAUCUUGGUAUUGA